AAAAAUAAGACGGCUACAUAAUUAGACAAAAAAUGAUGUGUGUCAAACUCAAAUGUCUCUAAUUUUGUAAGCAAAUCCCUGUUAUAAAAUAUUGUAGAAUACAAUGGCUGCCGCGCCGCCACGUAAGGAAUCGAAUUUUCUAAAGGACUUUAUGGCCGGAGGAAUAUCUGCGGCGGUGGCCAAAACAGCCGUAGCUCCCAUCGAAAGGAUCAAAUUGCUAUUGCAAGUGCAAGCUGCCAGUAAACAGAUUUCAGCCGAAACUGCUUAUACAGGAAUAAUGGAUUGCCUCGUUCGAAUCCCGAAAGAGCAGGGUUUUCUCAGCUUUUGGAGAGGCAACCUCGCGAACGUAAUCAGAUACUUUCCAACGCAGGCUCUGAAUUUCGCGUUCAAAGAUAAAUAUAAAAUGUUGUUCAUGCACAAUGUCGACAAAAAAACGCAGUUUUGGAGGUAUUUCAUGGGCAAUUUAGCCUCCGGUGGCGCUGCUGGAGCGACAUCCUUAUGCUUCGUCUAUCCACUGGAUUAUGCCAGAACGCGUUUGGGUGCGGAUGUUGGCAAAAGCAUGCAAGAGAGGCAAUACACCGGCUUGGUAGAUUGCUUGAAAAAAACAUUAAAAUCAGACGGUAUAAUUGGUUGGUACAGAGGAUUUAUAGUAUCCGUUCAAGGCAUAAUUAUAUACCGUGCAGCUUAUUUUGGCAUGUACGAUACCAUAAAGUCCUCCAUGCCGAAGAACACCAGCUUCCUCCUGUCCUUUAUAAUCGCAGAGUCGGUGACUAUUAUGUCCGGCAUAUUGUCAUAUCCUUUGGAUACCGUCAGAAGGCGCAUGAUGAUGCAAUCCGGAAGGGCCAAAAGCGAUGUGAUGUAUAAAAAUACGAUGGACUGUUGGGUGAAGAUAGCGAAAAACGAAGGACCGAAGGCGUUUUAUAAAGGUGCAUUUUCUAAUGUUUUGAGAGGAACCGGGGCAGCGCUGGUUCUGGUUUUCUACGAUGAGGUGAAGAAAUUGUUAUAAAAUUGUUGGAGGAACAAAAUACGAUGGGGUGAAGCAAUUUUUUCUUCUUAAGAUUAAAAUACAGGUUCUCUCCUCUAGGACAAUUCGAAUUGUUUUCUAUUUAAAGAAUUAGCUUAGUGUGUCAUAAGGAGAGUAGGUAUAUAGAAAUUGCCUGUGUUUACAAACAAAUUAAUAUUUAUUUAGUAUAUUUAUUAUACAUUAGUAAUUUUUUGACGACAUUUAAAGUGUAUCCAGUAAAAUUUGCUUACUUUUUG
Phyllotreta striolata is the source of this 1260-nucleotide messenger RNA. Lineage: Eukaryota; Metazoa; Arthropoda; Insecta; Coleoptera; Chrysomelidae. The record is from the annotation of a GenBank genome assembly.